CUUUAGCAACCAAGCUUGGAGGAGACCUACUAGCAGCCAAAAUGUAUAUGCAAAGAGAAAAGCAUAAGCUAGACAUCUUCUUAGAGAAGCUAGAUCUAGAUUGGAGAAGAAAAAAAUGCAAAAGUCUGAGACUACAGAAAUUAGCUUUAGCCCUAACAACCCAUACAAAACCAAUAUGGAAGAAGUAA
This is a messenger RNA of Racocetra persica, 188 nucleotides long. The record is from the annotation of a GenBank genome assembly. Lineage: Eukaryota; Fungi; Glomeromycota; Glomeromycetes; Diversisporales; Gigasporaceae.